UUUCCUGCGACGCGAAUCUUUUUGGACUUUAGUCAUCCGUAACUCCAAAAUGUUGAACUUAAAGCACUUGGCCAGCCACGCCUACCGCCAGUACGAGCUGGUGACCUGCAUCAACAUGCUGGAGCCCUGGGAAAGGAAGCUGAUCAAUGGAUUCUUUCUGUUUAUGCUCGCCCUGGUGAUCUUCUCCAGCUUCAUGUAUCUGCCGGACUAUCUGCACACCCUGCUGCAGUUUGUGACGCCAGCCACUUGGCACAGCUCCCCGGAAAAUGCAGCCUAUGUGGCACAGAAAAUGGCACGGAGCUAAGCUCCCCCAUAUCAUUUAUGUACAUCCGGUACAAAAAACCCUUGCCUUGCCCACUUAUACUCCCCAUAGAAAGACAACUAUAGUUUAACGUUUAUGAUAUUAUUGUGAUUCA
Molecule: messenger RNA, 416 nt
Organism: Drosophila takahashii
Lineage: Eukaryota; Metazoa; Arthropoda; Insecta; Diptera; Drosophilidae
Product: serine palmitoyltransferase small subunit A
Source: RefSeq, a predicted model, not a curated record